This is a messenger RNA of Beauveria bassiana ARSEF 2860, 1323 nucleotides long. RefSeq names its product oxidoreductase FAD-binding domain-containing protein. Bases 1 to 1323 code for a protein of 440 amino acids. NCBI's taxonomy places the organism in Eukaryota, Fungi, Ascomycota, Sordariomycetes, Hypocreales, Cordycipitaceae. Gene Ontology annotation, molecular function: oxidoreductase activity. The record is from RefSeq and is a predicted model, not a curated record. The transcript has a single exon.
AUGAAUGGUCCACGGAGAGCAAUAGGGGCGUGCGCCCGCAGGCUCACCGGACCUCCUACCUUGCAGUCCCUGCCCUAUUCAUCAUCUUCUACCGCAUCAUGCACGCGACAAUUGUCGACUCGACGGCCCUUCAAAGGGCCGAGUAGACAUCAGGGACUUGGAAAGAGGCCUCUGCUAGCUCGCACUCUCAAUCCUGCCGUGGUCGCCAUACUACUCAUCGGUGGCAGCGCCGUAUACUAUCUCACCUCGCCCUCGUCGCGAGAAAAGGUCCUCAACCAAGACACCUUUGUCCCUUAUACAAUCACCUCGCGAGAGGCCAUCUCGGCGACAUCCUUCAUCUUUACCGUUGCGCCGCAGCACCCAAACCCGAGCCCGAGCUUCUUGACCGCCGCCGCCGACCCAUCCAAGCCCGCAGCAUGGCGCUACCCGCUCUGGUCCGUGGAAUUCAAGCAGCCAGAGGUGCAAAUCGCGCGAAACUACACGCCCCUCCCGCCUCUGCAAGGCGAGCGCCUAGAAGAUGGCAAGCUGCGCUUUUACGUGCGUUCGAUUCCCGGCGGCGAAAUGUCCACGUACUUGGGCCGUCUGGGCGUCGGGCGCCAAGUCUGGCUGAGAGGGACGCAUCCGGGAUUUGACGUGGCCACUCGGCUCGGCUCGCAGAAAAACGUCGUGUUUCUCGCUGGCGGCACGGGGGUGGCUCCAGCCAUGCAGGUGGCCAGGGCAGUACUGGACAGCCGCGAGGAUGCAAACUUUACGCUGCUCUGGGCCAUCAGGAGUCGGGAAGAACUUCAGCAAGCGCCUGAUGCCCCUGAUAAACGGCCCGUCUCAUCAUCUUGGUGGAACUGGUUUCGGGGCACUCCUCGGCCGCAGCCGACUCAAGUCGGCCAUCCCAUUACGGGCGCAAGCCCGCUUGGCCGACAACUGGACGAGAUGAAGGCACGCUACGGGGACCGACUGCGCAUUCACGUUGGCGUUGAUGACGAGAGCAGUCAAUUUCGCGAAUCUCACAUUGCAGAUGUUAUACAAAGCUCAGCUGCAGCACCGACGCUUCCCAGCGCGCCAGACUGCCAGCCGCACAAUCAAAAGUUCCACGCGCCGGCCUCGGAGUUUGAGCCGAAUGGGGCACGCCCGUGCACGUGCGAAACAGGCAGUCGAGGUAAGAACCUGCUCAUGGUCUCGGGCCCGCAAGGGUUCAUAUCGCAUUAUGCAGGGCCCAAGGUGUGGCUAGGUGGCGUGGAAACACAGGGUGCUGUCGGCGGUGUAGCUGCGGAACUGCGUAGGAGGCACUCGGGCUUUGCUGCUGACUGGCUUGUAUUGAAGUUGUAG